This is a messenger RNA of Didymodactylos carnosus, 786 nucleotides long. The record is from the annotation of a GenBank genome assembly. NCBI's taxonomy places the organism in Eukaryota, Metazoa, Rotifera, Eurotatoria, Philodinida, Philodinidae.
AUGCUGAACUCAGUAGGUAAUUAUCGUCAUUCAGAACUAUCCACUAAAUCAUUGCUUCCACUCUGUCCAAGUACGUACCCUGGUACCUUUCCAUGCACUCGUCUGUUUUUGGCAAAAUAUCGUCAAUAUCCAUGUAAGAUUGUACUGGUAUCUGACAACGAAGUACAGCAUGUACAAACGGUAAUCAGUCAUCUAUGUCAACAACUAAAUUAUCAAGAAAAAUUAGACAAUGAUCUCAUAGCACGAUGUUAUCAUUCAUGUUCAAAGACAUAUUUUACUCGCCAGCGUCUACUUGAUUCUGGUAACGGCUUGACAGUAACGUUAAAAGAUAUUCGAUGGACAACUGAUAGUGAUAAUCCACACCAAUAUAAAGCUGAUUACUCUGACGAUCAUUUUCUUGUCUGUGACUGUAUUGAAAUCUUUUAUUUACCUGAACAUGAUGAAGAAGCUCGAAUACUAGUUACGAAUAUAUCAAAAAUGACAUUAUACAAAUCGAAAUCAACCAUUUUACACAUGAUAUGCAAAACUAAACAAGAUAGAUAUUAUCUACGUAAUAUAACGAUUAAAAAACCGCUUAUUACCGAUAUGUCGUUGAAUUAUGGACAACAAUUUGUGCCUGUUCAUGAAAAAAUCAUCAAAAAUUUGAAUAAGAAGGAUGGUAAGGGCAUUGUACUGUUACAUGGGAUACCCGGCUCUGGCAAAACCCAUUAUAUUCGCUAUUUAAUUCAUGAAAUCAAGGACAAAACAUUAAUAUAUGUUCCUUUAGGUUAUUCAUUUUCUACUUAA